UUGAGCAGAAAAUAAGCAAGAAACAAGAAGUGUGAGAGAAAGUGAGUCUUUCUUAUGUUUUUUGUUUUUGAAGAAAACAAAUUAUAAAAGAGAAACCAAAUAUGCCUCCUAUUAUGGCCUUUGACAAGAAGGAUGAUGAGUUUCCUGCAAAACUGACUGGACAGGUUGUGAUUUGUUCUAUUAUUGCAGCCUUUGGUGGUCUUAUGUUUGGCUAUGAUAUUGGAAUUUCAGGUGGGGUGACAUCAAUGGAUGAUUUCUUGGAAAAGUUCUUCCCAAAAGUCUAUGUUAGAAAGCAUAGGGCUAAAGAAGACAACUACUGUAAAUAUGAUAACCAAAUGUUGCAGUUGUUCACAUCUUCAUUAUACUUAGCUGCAAUUGUGUGUUGUUUCUUUGCCUCAAAGUGUUGUAAGAGGUUUGGUAGGAAAAUUACAAUGCAACUUGCCUCUUUGUUCUUCUUUAUUGGAGUUAUCCUUAAUGCUGCUGCUAUGAAUCUGCCUAUGCUUAUCAUUGGACGGCUUUGUCUUGGUGCUGGUGUUGGAUUUGGCAACCAGGCUGUGCCAUUAUUCAUAUCAGAGAUAGCUCCAGCAAAGUACAGAGGUGGUCUCAACAUUUUGUUCCAAAUGUUGAUCACAAUUGGUAUUUUAUGUGCCAAUAUAGUCAACUAUUUAACUUCAAAAAUGCAUCCACAUGGUUGGAGAUUUUCCCUUGGUGGUGCAGCAGUUCCAGCAAUAUUUCUUGGUUUAGGUUCUUUUCUCAUUGUUGAAACACCAACUAGCCUAAUUGAACGUGGCCAAAAAGAACAAGGCAAACAAGCCUUAAGAAAAAUUAGAGGUGUAGAUGAUGUUGAAAAAGAAUAUCAAGAGAUUUUACAAGCUACUGAAUUAGCUCAACAAAUCAAAAAACCAUUUAGAAAUCUCAUGAACAAAUCUAGUAGGCCACAACUUAUAUGUGGUACAAUUCUUCAAAUUUUUCAACAAUUUACUGGGAUAAAUGUUAUCAUGUUCUAUGCUCCUGUAUUAUUUCAGACGAUGGGAUUCGGCGGAAAAGCGUCGUUAUUAUCUGCUAUUGUUACUGGUAUGGUUAAUGUGGUUUCAACCAUAGUUGCAAUACUUGGAGUUGAUAAAUUUGGAAGAAGAGUUUUACUUAUUGAAGCUGCUGUUCAAAUGCUUGUUGCCCAGUGUGUUACAGGAGGAAUUCUUGCAGUGCAUUUGAAAGCCACAAAUGUAAUACCAAAAAACUAUGCAUAUUUUGUGGUUGUGUUGAUAUGUGUUUUUGUGAGUGGAUUUGCUUGGUCAUGGGGUCCAUUAGGAUGGUUAAUUCCAAGUGAAAUUUUCCCAUUGGAGACAAGAACUGCUGGAUUUUUCUUUGCAGUUAGUAUGAACAUGAUUUGCACUUUCAUUAUAGCUCAAGCUUUUCUCACAAUGUUGUGUCACAUGAGAUCUGGGAUCUUCUUCUUCUUUGCUGUUUGGAUAGUCAUUAUGGGAAGUUUUGCAUAUUUCUUCCUCCCUGAGACUAAAGGAAUCCCUAUUGAUGAAAUGAAUGAAAGAGCUUGGAAGAAACAUUGGUUCUGGAAGAAGUAUUUCGACGAUGAUUCUGCUGGUGGAGAUCAUCGAGAUGCCAAAAUCCCAGUAAAUUAAGAGAAUUAGUCGGGCCAAUGAGUACCGGGCACUGAAGAUUAGUCAAAAAGAAAAAAAAUGAACCAUUUCUUUCCUAGAGACUUUCAAAAUUUCUAGUCUCCUUUUUUGUUCUUUUAGUAACCCAUAUUAUUAUAGGUAUUGAGAAACUAAAGUUAUUUGUUUAGUUUGCUACUUGUCACUAUGUACUUGUGCUCCCCCAUUGCCACCAAACUUUGGUGAAUCAAUGCUAAC
Molecule: messenger RNA, 1868 nt
Organism: Nicotiana attenuata
Lineage: Eukaryota; Viridiplantae; Streptophyta; Magnoliopsida; Solanales; Solanaceae
Product: sugar transport protein 8-like
Exons: 4
Coding region: 102-1637 (511 amino acids)
Biological process (GO): monosaccharide transmembrane transport
Cellular component (GO): membrane
Molecular function (GO): monosaccharide transmembrane transporter activity
Source: RefSeq, a predicted model, not a curated record